ACACAACCCACAUAGACAUUGGCAUCAAGCCCAUCCAUCACCGCAUCACUUCAGACCACAGCUUCGCUUCCCCACAACCCACCCCUCACCCAUGUCCAGUCCCGAUCAGGGGCCGUCUUCCUCGGGAGCAGCAGGCAGCGGCGACGCCUCCGCCCCCACAUCCCUUCCCUCCCUUCCCUCCAAGCGUCCCCUCUCGCCAGGCAGCAGCACUGAGGACUCUCGCACGCCGCGCACACACACACCUGCUACUGCUGCUGCCGGCCCGUCGACCUCGCCCACGCCCGACGACGACGCGGACGAGCAGGUGGAGGACGCGCUCGACGCCAGCGCCGGCGCGCAGCCCGUCACCACGGAAGAGUGGUACGAGCUGCAGUUCAAGUGGUCGGGCAAGAGCUUUGACCUGCGCGUGAGCUCGAGCGACCUAGUGUACGACCUGCGUACCCAGAUCGAGACGCUCACGUCCGUGCCGCCCGACGCGCAGAAGAUCCUCGGCCUCGUGCGCGGCAAGCUCGGAGGCGAUGUUGACGGCGUGCGGAUAGGCACGCUUGGCGUCAAGCCCAACGCCAAGUUCACGCUCGUCGGUACUCCAGAACACCUGCGCUUCAAGGAGCGCGAGGGCCCGCCCCCGCCAGACGAGUUCGAUAUCGCCUACUCGUCCGCGCGUCCCUCUGGUGCGCGCAAGCUCAUUCCCCCUGCGGACGACCCAAGGAAUAAGCGUCAGGUCGAGAAGAUCAUCAUCAAGUAUCCAAUCACGGUUAUGAAUGAACCGCGCGAGGGCAAGGGGCUUCUAGUGCUCGACUUGGACUAUACGAUGGUCGACUCGCGUCCGCUUCUAGACGGGGCACUACCACCACUGGAGUGUGCGCGUCCCGGGCUGCAUGAGUUCCUGGAGCGCGUCUACCCAUUCUACGAUAUCGUGGUCUGGAGCCAGACGAGCUGGAUGUGGCUCGAGAGCAAGCUCGUCGAGCUCGGCGUGCUUGGCGGCGAGGGACGUUACAAGAUUUGCUUCGUGGCGGAUCGGACGACCAUGUUUCCAAUCUUCAGCGAACGUGGCGGCAAGUUGAUCAAGCAUGAAGUUAAACCACUGGCGUAUUUUUGGGCCACGUUCCCGCAGUGGUCACCCAAGAACACCAUCCACAUUGACGACCUUGCGCGCAACUUUGCCCUCAACCCCAGUGAGGGACUCAAGAUUCGUGCAUACAAGGGAGCCGGGACUCCGGAUGGGCUGCGCGACCGAGAACUGGACAAGCUCGGUGCAUACCUGACGGAAAUUGCCGAGCACGUGAAUGAUUUCACCACGCUUGACCAUUCGCGUUGGAAGAAGAGGCAAGCCACUGCCCGUCCGCUGGGUGGUGAGAGUGGAGCUGUGGGGGGUGGCCCGUCGGAUGGAACGGCUGGAGGCAACAGUGGCUAGAGGCAACAGUGGCUAGAGGCAAGCUACCCGACCCUUGAUCCGUCAUGUCUACCAUCCCUGUCGGAUGUUCCAUUCCCCUUCACACUUGUGACUUGUCACAUCACGUAAACCCUAUGGGUUAGACUGGCGUCGCGCGUGCCAUGAGCGCGGAGUCUACAGAGAUGUACAAACCCAGUGUUCUAG
Vanrija pseudolonga is the source of this 1597-nucleotide messenger RNA. RefSeq names its product Ubiquitin-like domain-containing CTD phosphatase 1 (gene UBLCP1). Gene Ontology annotation, biological process: protein dephosphorylation. Gene Ontology annotation, cellular component: nucleus. Lineage: Eukaryota; Fungi; Basidiomycota; Tremellomycetes; Trichosporonales; Trichosporonaceae. The record is from RefSeq and is a predicted model, not a curated record. The transcript has 12 exons. Bases 92 to 1414 code for a protein of 440 amino acids. Gene Ontology annotation, molecular function: protein binding; protein serine/threonine phosphatase activity.